AGUAGUAGUAGUAGUAGUAGUAGUAGUAGUAGUAGUAGUAGUAGUAGUAGUAGUAGUAGUAGUAGUAGUAGUAGUAGUAGUAGUAGUAGUAGUAGUAGUAGUAGUAGUAGUAGUAGUAGUAGUAGUAGUAGUAGUAGUAGUAGUAGUAGUAGUAGUAGUAGUAGUAGUAGUAGUAGUAGUAGUAGUAGUAGUAGUAGUAGUAGUAGUAGUAGUAGUAGUAGUAGUAGUAGUAGUAGUAGUAGUAGUAGUAGUAGUAGUAGUAGUAGUAGUAGUAGUAGUAGUAGUAGUAGUAGUAGUAGUAGUAGUAGUAGUAGUAGUAGUAGUAGUAGUAGUAGUAGUAGUAGUAGUAGUAGUAGUAGUAGUAGUAGUAGUAGUAGUAGUAGUAGUAGUAGUAGUAGUAGUAGUAGUAGUAGUAGUAGUAGUAGUAGUAGUAGUAGUAGUAGUAGUAGUAGUAGUAGUAGUAGUAGUAGUAGUAGUAGUAGUAGUAGUAGUAGUAGUAGUAGUAGUAGUAGUAGUAGUAGUAGUAGUAGUAGUAGUAGUAGUAGUAGUAGUAGUAGUAGUAGUAGUAGUAGUAGUAGUAGUAGUAGUAGUAGUAGUAGUAGUAGUAGUAGUAGUAGUAGUAGUAGUAGUAGUAGUAGUAGUAGUAGUAGUAGUAGUAGUAGUAGUAGUAGUAGUAGUAGUAGUAGUAGUAGUAGUAGUAGUAGUAGUAGUAGUAGUAGUAGUAGUAGUAGUAGUAGUAGUAGUAGUAGUAGUAGUAGUAGUAGUAGUAGUAGUAGUAGUAGUAGUAGUAGUAGUAGUAGUAGUAGUAGUAGUAGUAGUAGUAGUAGUAGUAGUAGUAGUAGUAGUAGUAGUAGUAGUAGUAGUAGUAGUAGUAGUAGUAGUAGUAGUAGUAGUAGUAGUAGUAGUAGUAGUAGUAGUAGUAGUAGUAGUAGUAGUAGUAGUAGUAGUAGUAGUAGUAGUAGUAGUAGUAGUAGUAGUAGUAGUAGUAGUAGUAGUAGUAGUAGUAGUAGUAGUAGUAGUAGUAGUAGUAGUAGUAGUAGUAGUAGUAGUAGUAGUAGUAGUAGUAGUAGUAGUAGUAGUAGUAGUAGUAGUAGUAGUAGUAGUAGUAGUAGUAGUAGUAGUAGUAGUAGUAGUAGUAGUAGUAGU
Sycon ciliatum is the source of this 1146-nucleotide messenger RNA. RefSeq lists its product as uncharacterized. Lineage: Eukaryota; Metazoa; Porifera; Calcarea; Leucosolenida; Sycettidae. The record is from RefSeq and is a predicted model, not a curated record. The annotation marks the transcript as partial. The transcript has a single exon.